AACACUACCGCCCCUGUUGAGUUACAUUGUAGCAAGCAUAGCCAUCUAUGUCAAUACAAUGAUGUAUCAGAGGGCUGUAAUUACUGUUUGUUGUUUCUGAAAGGUCUUCAUGUGACGAGUUAUAACAUGAUAACUUGCAGCAGUCGUUUCACAGCAUACUACGACGAGUUUGAGGAACUCAUGUACGAGCACCGAAUCGAAUGCUGAGAAUUCAUUGCGCAAGACAUCUUUCAAUAACUCGAAAUCAUUUUUCUAAACGAACGAGCCUUGUUGCCUUUUGGAUGCCUGUAGCGACAGACUCCAAACAGACCUAAUCAGAGGCCCACAUUCCAUGCCUGGGGUUCCGUUUUAAGCUCUAAGCCAGUCAAUGAUGCUAACCCCCACCACCCCUGAAGCAGAGGACAAGGCCUAUUGCUGCGACUCCCCACAGAAGCUUGUGGCUCAAUUCUCCAACUCAUGCCUGUGAUCCCCAUCCCUCGGCGUGUGCGUAGCUUCCAUGGUCCCCACUCCACCUGCAUGCACUCGGCCUGUGGGUCUGCACACACCACCCAGCUUGUGCGCACCAAGUACAACAACUUUGACCUUUACCUGCGCUCACGAUGCAUGUACGGCUUCCUGCGCUUCCUGCUCUACUUCGGCUGCAGCCUUCUGACCUCCCUCCUCUGGGUGGCGCUGUCGGCUCUAUUCUGCCUGCAGUACAUGAGCGCCCGUGUCUUCCUGCGGCUGCAGUACAAGCUGUCCGUCAUCCUACUGUUGCUAGGACACCGGCGCCUUGACUUUGGGGUGCUCAACAACCUGUUUAUCUACAGUAUGCAGGUCACAAUGUUCCUGGUGGGAGGCCUGGGCUGGUGCUUCAUGGUGUUUGUGGACAUGUAGCUUCUGGUGACAACAGUGACCAUGGAUUUUUUAUUGUUUAAAAAAAUGUAACCUUUAUUUAACCAGGUAGGCCAGUUGAGACCUGGCCAAGAUAAAGCAAAGCAGUGCGGCACAAACAACAACACAGAGUUACACAUGGAAUAAACCAACGUACAGUCAAUAACACAGUAUGGGGGAAAAGUCUAUAUACAGUGUGUGCACUGUUAUAUACCAAUGUCAGUACCAAAACAUUACCACACAGCAGCAGUUGCUAUGAAGGCGUAAGGAUGACCAGGAAUAGAAGGUGGACAGAAUAUAUGGUUAUACUCUGGUGCUAUUUGCCUGAAAAAAGCUGAUGCAUACUUACACUAAGACUUCUGUAAUAACAAGCCUUACUUUAGUUUGGACAAUGAGGUGUGGGAUGCCUCUCAAGACCCUAGAAAGGAAAACAUGCUGUCUUCUGUUUGACUGGAGAAAACAAAUCACGCAAAAUGUUGAAUUCUAAGCAUAAAGGAUACGUUCGUAUUGGUGUUGGAUUCAAAUCCCUUGGUGACCAACAUUCUUUUUGUAACGUUAUUAUUUUACACAUCUUCUUUUCAUUUAAAAAAAAGCAACAGUAUCGUGCUGUAAAGUAUAUGGAUAAGUGAGUAUGUGUUAGUGUUUGCAGAUUGUGUCUUAUUGAUGCCACUAAUAUCUGCCAUGGGCAUGGCCUGCUGCUUGAGCUGUGUCAUCGAGUCUGUAACAGUGCGAGUUAGUUACAGUGGGUGGCUUUGGGUGAAGUGGUCAUUUAGUCCCUCACAUGGUCCCAGAAUCCCUCUCGCAGAGAGAACACUCUGUUCGGCCUCCCUCAGAAAACAAUAGCCAAUCACAGCCAGACACCUCCGUCUCUGCCAACCAAAACAAUGGCUGUGGCUGUGUCCCAAUGGCCUCCUUUACUCAGCUUCUUCCCUACACUAGAAGUGAUCUGAUAAAUAUAGGAAAGGCUGUAAUGAUAGGAUGAAAACCUAUUCAGAAUGUUUAUCAUUGUGGUCAUGUGUAAAGCCUGUAGUUUUCACUGACCAUGUGCCAAUAACUUUCUCAUUGUUAAUUUUAAGUACUGAAAUCCUGAUCAAUUUCUCCUAAAUUCUCCUCCUUUCCUUGUCCCCUUUUCCACAAGCCUAGGUCCUGGCCAGGAAAAGGUCUGGCCCUAGUUAUAGUCACAGCCUCUGUUUCAGUACUUAAACAGUAAACAGUGUACAAGCCAAGUUUCCACCAUGCUACUUUCUAUUCAGUCUGUUUCAGAUCAGUGCUCAAUACUAAGGGAAGAAAACCAUUUAAAAUAUUUGGGACUCGGCCCCAGUCGUUGGAUGGAGUUUAGAGAUAGAGAACUCAUCUUAAUAUCUGUGCCAUUAUAGUGUCUGUGAUAGCCAGUGAGACUACAACCCAUAAGAAUCCCUACCCAGUUGACUACUUUGACCAAUUUAAAAUGGCGACAUGGCUGAGGACUGGCAUUGGGCCGAAGUGGGUACGCAGCACAACCCUGUAUUGUUCUAGGAUCAACUCAUCAAAUGCCUCAUACUCUGGGGCACUCAUAUUUGUUAGCCUAGUUCGUAUGUCCUGUUAAAACUGAAAAGAAGGAAGAAUUGCGUUUUUGACAUACAGUUCCUAAAGGAAGUGUUCAUACCUCUUGACUUAUUCCACAUUUGGUUGCGUUACAGCCUGAAUUCAAAAUGGAUUCCAAUUUAAAAAAUGAUCUCACCCGUCUACACACAAUAACCCAUAAUGACAAAGUGAAAACA
Oncorhynchus mykiss (rainbow trout) is the source of this 2633-nucleotide messenger RNA. RefSeq names its product transmembrane protein 250. The record is from RefSeq and is a predicted model, not a curated record. NCBI's taxonomy places the organism in Eukaryota, Metazoa, Chordata, Actinopteri, Salmoniformes, Salmonidae.